AUGGCUUCUAAUGCUACCGAUAUGAUGACAGUCUCUAAAGACGCUAAAAAUGAUCACAAUGAUCAAUCAAUUGUACAUAAAAACAUUCAGACAGAUCAGCAAUGUACACAUCCAAUGUCCGAUGCUGAUCACUGUAUACAGUCUUCGGCAAACGAUGUUGAUGAUGCACUCUCAGACGAGGAAUACGAUGAUUAUGUCAGUGAAGACGAUUACGGCGUCGAACACUCAGCUUCCGAUGCUGAGAGCACAUCUUCAAGAGUAUUGCGUGAUUGA
This is a messenger RNA of Didymodactylos carnosus, 273 nucleotides long. NCBI's taxonomy places the organism in Eukaryota, Metazoa, Rotifera, Eurotatoria, Philodinida, Philodinidae. The record is from the annotation of a GenBank genome assembly.